UCACGCGCGUGUCGCGGCCCAAGUACCCCAUCUGCACCAAGCCCUACGCCUUCGACGCCUUCCCGCAGCGGCUGCGCAUCACGCGCACCUACGCUGUGAGUACCAGAUGACUACCCGCUUGUGUUACAAUGAGACUCCAGGGCUGUUCACGCGCGUGUCGCGGCCCAAGUACCCCAUCUGCACCAAGCCCUACGCCUUCGACGCCUUCCCGCAGCGGCUGCGCAUCACGCGCACCUACGCUGUGAGUACCAGAUGACUACCCGCUUAUGUUACAAUGAGACUCCAGGGCUGUUCACGCGCGUGUCGCGGCCCAAGUACCCCAUCUGCACCAAGCCCUACGCCUUCGACGCCUUCCCGCAGCGGCUGCGCAUCACGCGCACCUACGCUGUGAGUACCAGAUGACUACCCGCUUGUGUUACAAUGAGACUCCAGGGCUGUUCACGCGCGUGUCGCGGCCCAAGUACCCCAUCUGCACCAAGCCCUACGCCUUCGACGCCUUCCCGCAGCGGCUGCGCAUCACGCGCACCUACGCUGUGAGUACCAGAUGACUACCCGCUUAUGUUACAAUGAGACUCCAGGGCUGUUCACGCGCGUGUCGCGGCCCAAGUACCCCAUCUGCACCAAGCCCUACGCCUUCGACGCCUUCCCGCAGCGGCUGCGCAUCACGCGCACCUACGCUGUGAGUACCAGAUGACUACCCGCUUGUGUUACAAUGAGACUCCAGGGCUGUUCACGCGCGUGUCGCGGCCCAAGUACCCCAUCUGCACCAAGCCCUACGCCUUCGACGCCUUCCCGCAGCGGCUGCGCAUCACGCGCACCUACGCUGUGAGUACCAGAUGACUACCCGCUUAUGUUACAAUGAGACUCCAGGGCUGUUCACGCGCGUGUCGCGGCCCAAGUACCCCAUCUGCACCAAGCCCUACGCCUUCGACGCCUUCCCGCAGCGGCUGCGCAUCACGCGCACCUACGCUGUGAGUACCAGAUGACUACCCGCUUGUGUUACAAUGAGACUCCAGGGCUGUUCACGCGCGUGUCGCGGCCCAAGUACCCCAUCUGCACCAAGCCCUACGCCUUCGACGCCUUCCCGCAGCGGCUGCGCAUCACGCGCACCUACGCUGUGAGUACCAGAUGACUACCCGCUUGUGUUACAAUGAGACUCCAGGGCUGUUCACGCGCGUGUCGCGGCCCAAGUACCCCAUCUGCACCAAGCCCUACGCCUUCGACGCCUUCCCGCAGCGGCUGCGCAUCACGCGCACCUACGCUGUGAGUACCAGAUGACUACCCGCUUGUGUUACAAUGAGACUCCAGGGCUGUUCACGCGCGUGUCGCGGCCCAAGUACCCCAUCUGCACCAAGCCCUACGCCUUCGACGCCUUCCCGCAGCGGCUGCGCAUCACGCGCACCUACGCUCCGCACGAAGUGUCACCAGAAUAUCUGAAACCAAGAGGGAAAAGUGCUGCUAUAGUUCCCUUUGAUAAAUCUAAGAAUACCACAACGAAGGACGUGAAGAAAAAGUCUUUGCCAGCAGCUUCAACGUCCGAGAGCUCUAAGGCCGCGAGCGCAUCAUUGACUCCAGCGCAACGCCGCGAGCGUCAAAAAGAGCGAGUGAACAACAUCGCUCGCGCUCUGCUCGCGCGCCUCGGCUCGCGAGCGCCGCUCGACGCGUCCUACCUGCUGCGCGCCGCGCCGCGCCGCCCGCGCCCGCGCCCGCGGCCCCGCCACGCCUCCUGA
This is a messenger RNA of Ostrinia nubilalis (European corn borer), 1730 nucleotides long. RefSeq names its product histone-lysine N-methyltransferase ASH1L-like. Bases 1275 to 1730 code for a protein of 151 amino acids. The record is from RefSeq and is a predicted model, not a curated record. Gene Ontology annotation, biological process: regulation of DNA-templated transcription. The transcript has 3 exons. Gene Ontology annotation, cellular component: nucleoplasm. NCBI's taxonomy places the organism in Eukaryota, Metazoa, Arthropoda, Insecta, Lepidoptera, Crambidae. Gene Ontology annotation, molecular function: histone H3K4 methyltransferase activity.